AAGCCCUUCAGCACUGCUAAAUGUCCAAGCCACAAAACCUCAGCAAAAUCCUCCAUACGGACAAGUGACCAACUUCACUUCCUGACCUAAUGAAUCCAAACAAGCCGAACAUUCUUCCUGUUAUCCAUCUUUAAACCUACGAAACCCUAGAGUUCUUGAAAAUUGUUCAAAGAAAAGCAACUCUCAAACACAAUCGAGAUGAGAACUGGAGGUUACCCUCUCCAACAAUCUCUAACAGCUGAAGCUACAAACAUAGUGAAACAAGCAGUUAGCCUUGCUAGAAGGAGAGGCCAUGCUCAAGUAACUCCUCUUCAUGUAGCAAAUGCCAUGCUUGCUUCUUCCGCCAGCCUAUUCCGCCGCGCCUGCCUCCAAUCCCACACUCAUCCCCUCCAAUGCAAAGCCCUUGAGGUUUGUUUCAAUGUAGCUCUCAAUCGUCUCCCCACAUCUACAUCAAGCCCUUUAUUAGCCCCUCACUCACACCUCCCUUCCCUCUCCAACGCCUUGGUUGCUGCGUUCAAGCGUGCACAAGCCCAUCAACGACGCGGCUCCAUAGAAAACCAGCAGCAGCCCAUUUUAGCCCUCAAGGUAGAGAUAGAACAGCUAGUAAUCUCCAUCCUAGAUGACCCUAGUGUUAGUAGAGUCAUGAGAGAAGCCGGUUUUUCGAGUACUCAAGUGAAAACCAAGGUAGAACAAGCAGUGUCCUUGGAGAAUCGUACAUCCCAUAAUAAUAGUCCUGCGGUCAGUGCUCGUGAGUCUAAAGAAAGUAUCAAACCAUUACUUCUUAGAAAUUGCAUAUCUUCUCCAACGUUGUCUUCGAGUCAAUUUAGGUUGUCACUCAGCAGAGCUGCUGAACAUGUACGGGAUGAUGAUGUGAUGAGUAUUGUUAGCUCAAUGAUGAAUAAAAGGACCAAAAACACUGUUAUCGUAGGGGAGUGUCCAGCUACAGGUGAAAGUGUAAUUAAAGGAGUGAUAGAUAAAUUCGACAAGGGAAAUGUUCCUGGGGAAAUGAGGUCCGUGCAAUUUAUCAGUGUCCCUCUUUUUACUUUGAGGAAUAUUUCUAGGGAAGAAUUUGAGGAGAAACUUGGGGAGCUUAGAUCAUUAGUAAGAAGUUAUUUGAGUAGAGGGGUGGUUUUGUACUUGGGUGAUCUUAAGUGGGUUUCCGAGUUUUGGUCUACAUAUGGAGAACAAAAGGCUAGCUUUUACUCGCCAGUGGAGCACAUGAUAAUGGAGCUUAGUAGAUUGUUGUGUGGGAUGGGGGAUAGUGGAAAGUUGUGGAUUAUGGGGAUUGCAACUUUUCAGACUUACAUGAAAUGUAAGGCUGGCCGUCCUUCUUUGGAGACUCUUUGGGAUCUUCAUCCUCUUACAAUUCCCGUUGGAAGUUUGGCUCUCAGCCUUAACCUUGAGAGCGAUUUGAACAAUCAUUUCAGAAGCAAGGCAGCGGGAGAGGGGUCCAGUUGGUUACUGAGUAAAGCAGGAGCUGAGAAGCACCUGACGUGCUGUGCAGAUUGUGUGGCCAAUUUCAAAAGAGAAGUUAGAAGCAUAGCAAGAGGUCCUCUUGAAAGUGACACCAUGAAUGCCACUUACACUACUAGCUCAAGCUUGCCUUCAUGGCUCCAACAAUACAAGGAAGAGAAAAGAAGAGAAACAAACAAUGAUCAGGAAUUUGACAAGAUUAGAGAUCUGUGCAUGAAAUGGAACUCAAUCUGCAAAUCGGUUCACAAAAAGAGCCCUCACUUUCUCGAGAAAGCCUCAAACUUUUCUUCAGCAUCUCCUUGUUCAUCUGCUUCAAUAUCCUCAAAUGACAAACCAAGCUCUAAAUCGCAUCAUCAAAGUCUCCUCACCUGGCCAUUGAUUUUUGAACCUGACGGUCCAAAUCAAUCGCCUAAAGAACGCAAAUUCUUUGUAUCAGAAAGUGAGGAGGAAGCACUUGAACCAAAAAUUUUGGCAAUGUACAAGCCAGACAUCAAACCUGACCUUUUAUCUAAUCCAAAUUCUAGUCCUAAUUCAGCUUCCUCCAGUGAAGCAAGUGGGGAUAUGGAUUGCUUACUGCCUAAGUUCAAGGAGCAUAACCCUGAGAAUCUUGAGAUUCUUCGCAAUGCAUUGGAGAAGAAAGUUCCAUGGCAGAGAGAAAAUAUACCAGAGAUUGCUCGUACAAUCCUGGAGUGCAGGUCAGGAAAGAGCAACAACAAAGGCAAGAAAAGAAAUAAAACGGAUAGAGAAGAAACAUGGUUGUUUUUCUUAGGUGUUGAUUGUGAAGGGAAAGAGAAAAUUGCUAGAGAGCUUGCAAGAAUUGUUUUUGGUUCUCAAGAUAACUUCAUUAAUAUAGGUCUUAGCUCGUUCUCAUCGACAAGAGCUGAUUCGACCGAAGAAGUUAGCAACAAAAGAUCAAGGGACGAACAUGGGCGGAGUUAUCUCGAGAGAUUUGCAGAUGCAGUUCAUGAAAAUCCUAGUCGUGUGUUUUUCAUGGAAGAUGUGGAUCAAGUUGAUUAUCAUUCCCAAAAGGGUGUCAAGAAAGCUAUUGAAAGCGGAACUCUUACACUUCCUGAUGGAGAAAUGAUUCUUUUUAAGGAUGCCAUUGUCAUUUUCAGCUGUAAUAGCUUCAGCUCAGUCUCAAGAGCUUCUUCUCCUCACAUGGGUUCAGAAAGAAACAGUAAUUGUGAACAGAAAGAAGAACAAAUUGGAGAUAACUCGGAGGAAAAGAGACCUUGUGCCUCUUUAGAUUUGAAUAUUGCUACCGAAGACCAUGCAAAUGAGCACCCGUUUGCUGACAUUGGGAUUUUGGAUUUGGUGGACAAGCAAGUUAUGUUCAAAGUUCAAGUGGUGUGAAAAGAAUUAAGGAGCUAGCUGACUCAUCUUGAAAAAUUCUACGUUAGGCUUUUCCUGAAGUUUUCUCCCCUCUCUUUUCUUUUUAAAUUUUUCAUUUACUUUCAAUAUUGGGGUGAGGGUCAAAGAUUGUUAGCCAUAAAUCAAAAGUUUUACAUUUGUGCUUAAGCUUGGGUUUGGACGUGUAGAAGUCAAUGUAUAUUAGUAACUUCUAUUCCAUCUUUUAACUUGUUUAGUGCUACUAUAUAAGAUUGGCUUGUUCUACUCGGUCAA
Coffea arabica (coffee) is the source of this 3096-nucleotide messenger RNA. RefSeq names its product protein SMAX1-LIKE 3-like. Lineage: Eukaryota; Viridiplantae; Streptophyta; Magnoliopsida; Gentianales; Rubiaceae. Gene Ontology annotation, molecular function: ATP binding; ATP hydrolysis activity. The record is from RefSeq and is a predicted model, not a curated record.